AUGCCAGUGACAAUCCCCACUCGCUACCAAUACGGGAACCCUCACCUGCCUACCAUCAUCGUCAUCGACCACAUGCAGUCGAAAUCCCUGGGAGACCUGGCUCAGAGCCAAACAUACGCCUUGGCCGACCACGGAAACCGACGCGCCACAGAUGCCCAGUCCGAUGUAGAAGCCAAGAUCCAUAAAGAGUCCAAGAAACUCGAGUUCAAACACCGGGCGGCCCAAGAAGCGCUGGACCGCCGAGCCAAGAAAAAGGCCACGGACUGGGCGAGCGCGUUAGCAGGGCCGUCGGAGCAGUGCGACCCGGGCGAGCCGGCGACGGCACCGGCCAGCUACGAGUACCACGGCGACAGCAGCUCGUCGUCGGGCCGGCUGCGGCCGCCGGAUGAGCGGGUGUGGUUUGCGCCGAGCCCGGGCCCGGAGAGGCUGGCGGAGCACUUGGAGGGGCUGGGGCGGCAUGGGGUCUGGGGGACGUCGGCUUCGGGUGGGGGGACGCGGGUGACUUCGUCUUCGCAGCUGGAGAGGGAGGUGCUGGAGAUGAUGGGGUGGGAUGUCUCGAUUCGGCGAGUAGGCGGCAUUCUUCUGGUUAUUCUCGUCGGCAUCAUCGGCGUCGAGGAUCAUCUCGUGGAAGUGAAGCAGAUGGGGGAUGUUGCGUAA
Messenger RNA from Cryphonectria parasitica EP155, 657 nucleotides. RefSeq lists its product as uncharacterized. The transcript is spliced from 3 exons. Lineage: Eukaryota; Fungi; Ascomycota; Sordariomycetes; Diaporthales; Cryphonectriaceae. Bases 1 to 657 code for a protein of 218 amino acids. The record is from RefSeq and is a predicted model, not a curated record.